Quercus robur (English oak) is the source of this 1059-nucleotide messenger RNA. RefSeq names its product loganic acid O-methyltransferase-like. Lineage: Eukaryota; Viridiplantae; Streptophyta; Magnoliopsida; Fagales; Fagaceae. The transcript is spliced from 3 exons. Gene Ontology annotation, molecular function: S-adenosylmethionine-dependent methyltransferase activity. Gene Ontology annotation, biological process: methylation. The record is from RefSeq and is a predicted model, not a curated record. Bases 1 to 1059 code for a protein of 352 amino acids.
AUGGAUGGAGGUCUGGGUCCAAACAGCUAUGUUCAAAACUCCUCCUUUCAGAGAGGAGUUGUGGAAGUUGCCAAAGAAAAGAUCAACAAGGCUGUAGCCAAUCACUUUGACAUCAACACCCUUUCAGGGUCUCUAAACCCAAUAUGUGUUGCGGACUUGGGUUGUUCUACUGGACCUAAUACUUUCAUCUCAAUACAAAGCAUAAUAGAAGCCAUAGAACUCAAAUACAUAUCAAAAGGAGAAAAUACUGAAACCCCAAAAUUUAUGGUGUUCUUUAAUGACCAACUCUCCAAUGAUUUCAACACUCUCUUCAUCUCCCUCCCUCCCAAUAGGCAAUACUUUGCAGCCGGGGUACCAGGUUCUUUCUAUGGUCGCUUGUUUCCCAAGGCAUCUCUUCAUUUAAUUCAUUCGUCUUAUGCACUACAGUGGCUGUCAAAUGUCCCAAAAGAAGUUAUGGAUGAAGGGUCACCUGCUUGGAAUAAAGGAAGGAUUUUCUACACAAAUGCACCAAAGGAAGUUGAGGAGGCCCAUGCAACUCAAUUUGCCAAGGACAUGGAGUCCUUCCUAAUUGCUAGAGCACAAGAGCUUGUGAUUGGAGGGCUACUAGCACUUUUCAUUCCUGCCGUCCCUGAUAACAUGAGCAAAUUUGACAUAUUUGGUGGUUCGGAGUUGGACCUUCUAGGAUCUUGCCUAAUGGAUAUGGCCAAAGCUGGAUUAACUAGUGAAGCAAAAGUGGAUGCAUUCAAUUUGCCGGGUUAUUUCACCUCUCCUAAGGAAUUGAAGGCAUUGAUUGAUAGAAAUCAGCAUUUUAACAUUGAGAGAAUGGAAAUAUUGAAUAUUCAGAAAAAGUAUGUGAGCUUGCGAAAUCCCUCAAUGUGUUCUUUAUUCCUAAGAGCCGCAUUAGAAGGAGUAAUUGCAAAGCAUUUUGGAAAUGAUAUCAUGGAUGAGUUGUUUAAUCGCUACACUGAGAAAGUUGCUGAUUCCUCCUUCUUCUUAAAUCCAGAAGCUGAUAAAUCGAUUGUAUUAUUUGUCCUUUUAAAGAAAACAAUUAUACUUUAG